GAGAGGAUUUCCGUAAGCGAACAACGACUCACGUAAAACCUACUGUUUUAACUUGAGAGUGAACUAUCYACUGAAAAUGUCGAUUAGUGAUUUCACAAAGCCUGAAAUUGUGCCCGAGGCAACACCAGGCGCACCAGAACCAGAAGGAAAUACUUUAAACUCCACUAACCYACCACCAAAACCCGAAGUAGUAGUGGAGCCAAUGCCAGAGUGGAAUAAAGCCAUUGAUAYUUGGGGCGCCGCUUGGGAAGUCCAUCAGUUUGGUAUCGGGGCCAUGUUUGSCAUUAUCGCUGUGCUGUCUUUGGUGGCUUUGCUGAGACUACGAAUAKCGCGUCAAAGCUCGAAUAAGAGAGYUAUUUCUAUUGUUUURCACGCACUUUUGGUGAUGUAUGGGACUUCAAGGUGCUUGUUUUUGAGUAUCGAUGCUUAUCAUCAUAGAAAAACAAUGCCUGUAGCAGUUGCUAACGUUUUGUGGGGAAUUGCUCAGCCGUGUUUGAUUGCUUCCUAUAGUCUGUUGUUCGUGGUUCUUCGCAACGCGAUACGUUUGAAACAACGCUUUCAAACAUGGUUUAACACGAGAAACAUUGCACUUGUUGUAAUUCCGCAUUUCMUGUUCGUCUUCGGCUCGGAGCUCGCUAUUUCGUUUGCUCCGCGACUUAAAAUCUUGACUUUUGUUUGUCAACUUUUAUACGCACUUUUAAGUUUCCUUUUGUCGUUCUUCUAUUCUUACGUCUCCGUAUUAAUCUGGGAUAGUAUGAAAAAGAUGCGACAAUCUUCCAAUAAYCAGUCAACAAGCAACCAAAUGUCCCGCAUUUUGCUUGCAUGCGUUGGGGUUGCUCUGGUUGGAAUGGUGAUCACAGCAAUGCAGAUUUAUGCCAUGGCAGGACCGUAUGGAAUCUUUUCGAAGACUGUCUACAUCUCGGCAUGGCCGUGGUAUUUAUUUACCACAGCUAUGAGACUCUUAGAAGUCAUGAUGGCUAUURUCCUGUUUGGUAUCGCCCGCCAUCAAUCAUCUAGUUCCUCUGUACGCGCAGCGCCCACCAAAAUGGCGCCAAGAAAAGCAUGGGCUGUAAAGCCGUCCUCACUUGAACAGCAGACUAUUGCAACGUCGACGAUGCACGAAAACUGAAUUUUUAUCGCUGACAACAAACUUUAACCAUGUUUAAAGUUUAGACGAGGUUCCAGCCGAUAAAAACUUCAGUAUGGAAUCAGUGACAAGCGCUACAAGCGAUGCGUUUUUCGCGCAUUUGUGACACUGAAUCACUCGUUCUCAACAAUGUCAAAAACCACGACUGGAAACCACUAGCCUGACAUUGCUAUAUUUAUAGGAACCAUAACGUUUUUGCAUUUUAAAAUAUUAUUUCAGUUAUUUUUAUUUUGUAAAUCUCGUAGAAAUGGUCUCCGGAUGUAUACUUGAUAUGUAUACCCAUGCAGCUUGUUACAAGAAAGACUUUGACUGGUGAGGCUUCAAGCAUCGCCAUUCAUCGCAUUAAAAAAACAAAAUCAAAUUAUUCUAUAUUCAUAUAAUCUAUCUUUUCAUUCUUUUCUCUUGAUCCCACACAAUAUUUAUCGUAAAUAACCUUGGUCAUUUGUAAUGUUUUGGUUACAUCACAAAGGACAUUUCCUCAUGUUUUGGAAUUCCAACCUGAUGUUUUUCGAGAGCUACAGUCACGAUAUAUUUAUUGACCGCGCACUGCAAAAGCUCACAAAAGAAAAACUGCUUAGACGUAGAUUCGACGUCUGGCAAGAAAAAUAAACGAUAAGUCGUACAAGAAAGGUUGUGUAAUGUUAGUAUUAACAGCACAAAUACAAAAUACAAUAUGAAUCACUGCCAUAUUGUUUUAUGAUAGAGAUCAAGUUUUCAUCAACAACAACCGCCGCUCUAAUGAUCAGUUUCCAAUUCAUCGUUAACGCCACAAGACGGUGGCUUGCAAUAAGAUAUCCAGUGGAGACAUUUCAAAAUAAUUACCCAAAUUGUUAUUUCAUUUAUUAAUUUUAGCAAGGGAGGAUAUAUGCAGAAAGGGGAGUGGUGGGGUGGUUAGACAACCCCCUUUUUAUGGUUCAAAAAUAAAGAAAUAUAAAUUAUA
Exaiptasia diaphana is the source of this 2087-nucleotide messenger RNA. RefSeq names its product proline-rich transmembrane protein 4. The coding region runs from base 77 to 1129 and encodes 350 amino acids. The record is from RefSeq and is a predicted model, not a curated record. NCBI's taxonomy places the organism in Eukaryota, Metazoa, Cnidaria, Anthozoa, Actiniaria, Aiptasiidae. The transcript has a single exon.